AUGUUUAUUAUUUCUCUGGAAAUCGUCAAGGCAGGAAGCACGGAGUCUGGCGGAAGCCAUUCGUUCGCACGAAUUUUUCACUCGCUUUUCCGACUAAACCGUACCGGGGGGAAAUUCUGGUUAGCGUCGCAGCCAAAACAAACCGAUUCCAGCAACGUGCAGAGCAUCGCCGAUAAUCGCUCGUUUAGUGGGUGCAGCAACAACGGCAGUUGUAAGUGUGUGUAUAUCCGCGUGUGUGUGUUUUAUGUGAUUGUGUGUACAAACGUGUUCAGUGACAAUUAGUAGCAUCCCUGCGAAGCAAUAAGCCGAUUGUUUCUCCACGGAAAAGAAAAUCUUGCGAGUCGUUUUUCUUUCACCCCAGUGAAAAAGGGUGAGAUAGUUGGGUUUUUUCCACGCUGCGCAGUGCUUUCUUUCGUUUUCUCACGGCUCACCGCAAUUCUGCUCACUGUCAUAUCAACGGGUCCUUCCUGCGAACGCGACACACAAAGCAGGCGUGUGCCGAAAAACACCCGAAAACCCGAGCAAGUGUGAGACGAGUACGAGACCCCUCUAUUCACACGUUGCGGAGGCGCAAGGAUAUCGCUAAAGGACGCUUGAAUGUUUGACACGAUGAUGCAGCAAGCCGUAUCGAUUAAAGCUGAACCGGACUGGAGUGACCUUCUGGUGCCGGAACCGGAUAAUCGCGCGCAAUACGCACUCGAGAACGUUAUUCGCCAGCAGCAGCAACAGCAACUGUUGCAACAACAGCAACAGCAGCAACAACAACAGCAACAGCAGCAACAACAACAACAACAGCAUCACCAGCAACAGCAGCAGCAGCAGCAACAACAACAGCAGCAGCAAUAUCAUUUGCGCAACGGAGGCGGCGGAAGCCUGGCGCAAAAUGCGAACAAUCCGGCCGCAAUCGUGAACGGAGCGGCGGCAGCCGGAUCCAGCGCUAGCCAACAGUCGGGCGGUGCGGCCAGCGAAGACAACGAACCGCUGGACAUCAUCGAAGCGAUCGGUGAUUCGGAUGACAACGAUUUUGCCGAGGCAGAAUCGCUGACCCUGCAGCAAUACAAGAAAGAUGAAAAACUGUGCGAUUACUACCGCCGGAUGCCGGUGCUGUACGACAAAAGCCACCCGCACUACAAGUUCCAGUCGAAGAAGGAAAAGGCCUGGCGCGAGCUGAGCCGGCUGUGCGAGAUGGACGUGGAGCAGUGCAAGAAGCGCAUGACCUACUUCCGGUGCCGGUUCACGGUCGAGCGGCGCAUCAUGAAGAAUGGCGUCAAUUGCAGCGAGUGGCCACUGCUCGAGAAGCUCAAGUUUCUCAACAAACACAUCAAAAUCCGGAGACCGCGUGCCCCGAACGGCGAACCGGACGAUACCGAUGACGAGACAAACCCUAUGAACAUACUGCGAAAGCGGCAGCGCGAACAGCAGGAGGACGUAAAGGACGAUCUGCACGCGUACCUCGACCUGCAGCAGAUGGCGGUGGCGGCCCAAAACUCCCAAGCUCAACUUCACUACCAGCAGCACCUGAAGCUGCAGGGCCACGGACCGUUCGGUGCACCGCCCGGUGCCGGCUUCCCGUCCGCGCACGACCCCAUGUCUCUGCACCAUCUGCAGCCACCGCACCCGCACCAGCGCGACCAUCAGCUGCCGCCCCCGCACAGCAAUCAGCCGGGCGGCGGUGGUUCCUCACAGUCCGGCGCCGGCCAGCAGCAGGUCUCACACGCCGGCCACCACCACCACCAUCCGUUCGGGCGGGGCGGAAUGGCAGGCGGGGCCGGCGGCGCUCACCAUCAACAUCAUCAUCCACACGCGCCGGGCGGCGGUGGUGGAGCGGCUGGCAGUAGUGCAGCCGCCGCAGCCGCCCUACAGCAUGGUGCCGGAGCAGGCGUUGCCCCCGGGUCCGCCCAUCCCCAUCACCAUCAGCAGCCGACACCGGUCGAAUCGCCGAUACCGGCCGCCAUGUCCAACGUGGAGGUAUCGUACGGCCUACCGAAACGGGCCCGCGUCAGCUACGACGGUGACGAAGCCUCACUGUCCAACUUUAACCUCAACCGCACGGUCAAGUAUCAGAACAACCUGGAGCAUCAGGCGCACCUGGACGAGCACGGCGCCUACGGGCUGUACGUGGGCGAAGUGUUGCGCAAGCUGCCGGAACGAAUAUCCUCGCUAACCUCGCUCAAGAUCAUGCAGCUGCUGUACGAGGCUCAGGUCCAGUCGUUCGACGCAGCACCGUCGGCCACACCAAAGUCAUCCUCCGCCGCACAACAGUCCAAAGUUGGCAAUGGCGAAACCAAUGGUACGACGGGUGGUAGUGGCGGAGCGGCCACCUCUUCCACUGGCAGCCUUCCGAACGGUGGUGGCGGCGCUACCAGUGUCGCCUCGUCCGAGGGUGGCCGCCAGUCGACGGAAAGCGCCGAAUCGAUGAGCAACAAGGACUAGGCCAUAGCCCUCCCGUCCACUGCCGCUUGCCCACCACCACCACCACCACCACCACCAUCAACUACCCCGUCGGCGGCGUCCCUGGUGCACUGGUGGUAGUGAACGUCGCAGAGGUCUCGCAUCAUGCUUUCACACACACACACACGGUAUUGGGGGGAAAAAGCCAGAAACCAGCAACCAUAAGCAAGGAAGCAACGAAACAUGAUUGUUUCUUUCACACUCAGCAGCAACAACCCGCAGCUAUUAUUAUUAUUUGAGUGUGUCUGGUUAACACCACACACACACACUCCUCUGUCAUCAUCCAUCACCAUCACACCAUCACUAAUUGUAAUGAUAAUGUAGCUAAAAACUAUUGCUAGGAAGCGUUUAGUUUCAGUUUUGUGUAGGUUUAAUUGUACUGUCUAAAGUAAACUUUACUUUUUUUAUUAUUAUCGAGCAAAAGCGAGAGAUCACUCUCAGCAGCCGCAAAUUUGACGCACGGGCGGCGCGUAUCGUUCGGACCCGGUGCUAGCCAUCCUUCAAUCCAGUCAUUGCGUAAUGUGUCCUCUGUGUUCCACCCGUUCCAAAAAGAGUCGUGGUUUUGUGGGGUGCUGUGGAAAAGACCCACUCAGCCUUCUGCUGAUAGCAAAACAACGCACCACUGCUUCCUAUCCCGUACCACAGCUUACUUCAGCUAGCGUCCGCUAGGUGUCGCCACUAGCUGCGUAGGAGAAAGUUUGAACGAAAAUACGCUGUUUGCUGUUCAGUUUGUUGUGUUAUUUGCAUUUCAGUUUUGAGAUUCUUGCAACUGGAUUUUAGAGAGCGUGUAAUACUAACGAGUACGGAGACGGAUCAGGUUUUCUGCAGGCACUCGAAGUGCUUGUUUGUUUCUUUGGUCGUCAACAGGAAGUAUAUACAUGUAUAUAUACUCAAGGAAAGAUGAUGAACAAUUAUUGAACUUUUAAGCUACUGACCCUUUGUUCGAGGGGAGCGAAUCAUGUUUUCCGCGUAGACUUUCCCGUUCGUAUCAUUAAGCCACACACACGCGGCCUCCUACAAACCGUGGUCUGGCCGUUUGCACAGUGCGCUUAGGGCCUAGAGCUAUAAGUGUAGCUAGGAGAACACUAGCUCCUCAGUCAUGGCGCACCGUUGGGCCUGCUUUUUAUGCAUGUGUGUGUGGGGUUGAAUAAUUUCAAACCGACGGGCGAAGAAUACAUAUAUAAAUAUGAGUAUGAAAAAAAAACGUGAACACAAAACACCCAGAAAAAACCAAUCAAUACCUUUUCUGUCCUAGGUUUAGCAGCCAAACGAGUAAUGAUGAAUGUUGCAAAAGGUAAACUGUGUAAGCAUAUUAUAAUAAACUCGACUCGCAUAAGGAAAGCAGAACGAAUGUGGAAGAGCAAAAGGAAGGGGAAAAUGUGUUGCUCGAUGUGUUGGUGUAGCGUUGGGAGAAAGGAGGAGAGAAGAGCGCGGAAGAAGGGAAGAGGGUAGAGAUUCAGAUUGGGCAGGAAUAUGAGGCAAACAAAUAGAUGAAACAAAGAAAACUAAACAGCAAACGUAAUACAAUAAAUGUUUCAAAACAUCAUUAAAACAA
Molecule: messenger RNA, 4006 nt
Organism: Anopheles stephensi (Asian malaria mosquito)
Lineage: Eukaryota; Metazoa; Arthropoda; Insecta; Diptera; Culicidae
Product: mediator of RNA polymerase II transcription subunit 13-like
Exons: 4
Coding region: 598-2433 (611 amino acids)
Biological process (GO): regulation of transcription by RNA polymerase II
Cellular component (GO): transcription regulator complex; nucleus
Source: RefSeq, a predicted model, not a curated record